AUGACGAACAUAUGGCGGACUACUAAAGUGAAAAACAAGAACGUAAUUUUCGUUCUCACCCUGAUAGCCUGUGCAUUUGAUAUCAUCAAUGUCACGGCAGCAAUUCUUAGUAUCAAUAGCAUAUCGAAUAAAUUCGAAGUUGAUUCGUCCCUUGCUUCAUGGACACUUUCCUCUUACGCUGUGACUUUUUCGGGCUUCAUUGCCUUUUUAGGAAGAGUUGGUGACAUAGUGGGGCCGACCAGGUUAUUAUCGACAUCGUCACUUAUAUUUGCGGUUACGUCUCUUCUUUGUGCUGUGGUCAACAAUAUUUAUGCACUCAUUGUAUUACGUGCGCUUCAAGGAGUUGCUGCUGCUGGUGUAGUACCUUCAGGUUAUGCUGUGAUAUCUCAUACAUUUAGUGGGAAACACCAGCAUACAGCCUUAGCACUUUUAGCCAGCGUUUUCAGUGUGAGUUUUGGAAUUGGGUUCAUAAUUGGCGGAGCAUUUGAAGAAACCCAUAUUGGAUAUAAGGGAACUUUUUUCUUCUCAUUUGGUGUGGUCUUGCUAGUCGGUGUCAUCUCGAUUCUAUUUGAGCAGGUUGAACGAAGCGGAAAUUCAAUUGCCUCCCUAGACUUCACUGGAUGUCUUCUUUUUGUUUUGGGGGCAGUUCUUCUUGUAGUUGGGCUUACUGAAGGUGGAGAAAGUUGGACAAGUGCUGCUGCAAUCUGUCCGCUAAUUAUGGGUAUUUUGCUAUUGAUCAUUUUCUUCCUUUGGAAUGGAGUCAUUGCGGAGUCUGAGAUAAUCCAAAGAAGGUUCCCAGUUAUGAAAAAGACUUCUUUGCUUAUCCCAAAAGAAGUCUGGGCUACCAAGAACUCAGUCCCAAUUUUGACAGCCUUGUUGAUUAAUUAUAUCGCGGUUUUCGGAUUGUUGUUAGUUGUUGGCCAGUACUUCCAGCUAAUUGAAGAAAAUUCUCCACUCAUCACCAGCUUGAAAAUGCUACCACUGGUUAUUAGCAUGAUAUUCGGUACAGCAUUUUUAUCUUUACGUUCUGGGAUUUUGAAUGAACGUCAAGCAUUUAUGUUGGGCUUUGUGCUCAUGACUUUGGGUUGCGGGGUCUUCGUUGCACUAACUAGUGUUGAUGAGCCAUUCUGGAAAAUAGUUCUUGUUGCUGAGUUACUUACUCAUGGAGGAAGUACGUUUUUCUUUGUUUUCAGCUUGACAUACUUGAUUGGAAAUGCACCCCCUUCUGUAAAGGGAGUAAUUUCAGGAGUAUCACAAACCUUUGCUCAACUUGGCUCAGCUUUGGCCUUUUCCAUAAUAGCUUCCAUUAUGGGGAACACAAGACACGAAAGUAAAGGUGUUCUAAACAAGAAAAUAAGGAACACAACUUAUUUUUUGGUGGCUUCUGUUGCACUUGGAAUGAUCUUAAUUUUAUUGGUUGUACUUAGGGAAAGCUUCACCAUUAAUCAAGAUGAAGAACUUUCCCAGGAAGACUGCUCAAUUGAAGCCAAACUGGACCAGAAAUCAACCUCAUGA
Molecule: messenger RNA, 1515 nt
Organism: Sungouiella intermedia
Lineage: Eukaryota; Fungi; Ascomycota; Pichiomycetes; Serinales; Metschnikowiaceae
Source: the annotation of a GenBank genome assembly